AUGAAGAAUAAUCCUCUUCUUCUAAAGUCUAUGAAUCACAUUUCAAUAGUUUGCAAUUCAGUGGAGAAAUCUUUGGAAUUUUAUCAGAAAAUUCUUGGGUUUUAUCCUGUUAAGAGACCUGCCUCCUUUACCUUCCAUGGUGCAUGGUUGUACAACUAUGGGAUGGGAAUACAUCUUCUUCAAUCUGAUGAACCUGAUAACAUACCAAAGAAAAGAAUCAUCAACCCUAAAGACAAUCAUCUUUCAUUUCAGAGUGAAAACAUGGAAACAACAGAGAAGCAAUUAAAAGAGAUGAGAAUCGAGUACGUAAAGUGUGAGGUGGAAGAUGAGGGGAUCUUCGUUGACCAGCUCUUCUUCCACGACCCCGAUGGCCUGAUGAUCGAAAUUUGCAACUGUGAGAACCUCCCCGUCGUACCGGCGUCGGGAGGCGGUGACUCCCCUACCACGCCCACCAACACAGCUCGUUUCUGCAGUAUUCAACAAGCUGAGGAACAACAAAAGCUAAAACAAAUUCAAAACGCCACCGUUCAAAGGACGAUGCAACUCCAGCAACUUCUCAUCAACAUCCCAUGCAACGCCUACACAUGA
Cucumis melo (muskmelon) is the source of this 588-nucleotide messenger RNA. Its product is annotated as glyoxylase I 4-like. The record is from RefSeq and is a predicted model, not a curated record. The transcript has 3 exons. Lineage: Eukaryota; Viridiplantae; Streptophyta; Magnoliopsida; Cucurbitales; Cucurbitaceae. The coding region runs from base 1 to 588 and encodes 195 amino acids.